This is a messenger RNA of Neocloeon triangulifer, 1328 nucleotides long. RefSeq lists its product as uncharacterized. Lineage: Eukaryota; Metazoa; Arthropoda; Insecta; Ephemeroptera; Baetidae. Bases 25 to 1101 code for a protein of 358 amino acids. The transcript is spliced from 4 exons. The record is from RefSeq and is a predicted model, not a curated record.
CGAAGAGCGGAAGUGUGAGUUGAUAUGUGGCGAGGAUUUCGAGGUGGCGAGUCGCGGCGCCGCAGGAUGAGUUGGCGCUCAAGGGACCUGCUCGGCGCCGCCUUCGUCGUCUCCUUUGCCCUGUACGCGGUGCACACCCUCCUCUGGGUCGUCGAUGACAUCCAGCUCAAGAACUUGGAUUUUGGCAGCGACCAGAAGGGGAACGACGAGGUGGGGUGGUGCCCGUCGGCUGGUGAAGGUCCGAGUGGCGUCGUCGUUUCGGCGCCGGCCGUUGAAUCUGUGGCGGUGGCGACGCUGCAUUUCUGGAGCGCUUGGGCGUUGGCGCGCAGCCGACGCUUGAGGGUUGCGCUGCCCCGCCAACUCGUCCACACCCUGCGCACCACCUUUGCCAACUUCUCCUGCGCCGUCCUGGAAGACGUGGCCCUGAGGUGCAACGCGAGUCACCUGCUGGCCGAGCUGGAGAGUGUGGGGUCGGCGGGCAACGCGGCGCAGGUGGAUCGCAAAACGGCCUUCGGAAGGUUGCGGCCGCAGCUGUUGGUGGUGGGGCCGCCGCUGCUCGAACCUGACGUGAUGCUCGGCGAGUGGCGCCUCCUCGCCAGGACGCUGGCCUUCCGGCCCAGCCUCAGGGAACGCGCCCGCCGCUUCCUCCAGGACGCCGCCGACGCCCUCCCCGACAAGGGCCAUCACGGUCGCGUCGAAUUCGUGGGCGUGCUGGCGGCGCCGUCGUCGGCGCCAAACGCGAGCGCCGUGUUUACGCACGCGCUCGCAAUGAUGCGUUUCCGGUUGACCGGCCUGGGGGCGCCGCUGUUCGUGGUGGUGUGCGGCGCCGAUGACGAGCGGCAGUGGUGCCACGAGCAGACAAGUGGCGCCACAGACGCUGUGCUGGCGGCGGCGCCGGCCGAGGCGCCGCUCGGGCUGGCGCUGCUCGCCUUUUGCAACCACUCGGUAUUUCCAUUUGACGCCGCCGGCGUCAUCACUGCCGCGCGCACUGCCGACGGCUCCAACUUUGUCUACCACUUCGGCGCCGCCCUGCAGAGGCGCCGCGCCCUGCUCACCUUCCUCGCCAGGGUCAGGCCGCCCUGGUUCCAGCUGCAGCCCUGACAGUGACAAAAAUUCAUCGCACGCGUCCGAGUCCGAAUGCUGAUUGUUAAAUUUAUACAAUUUUGAUUACAAAUUACUAAAUAUUCAAUUAGUCGCAAUUAGUAUUUUCUUCGAUUGCAAUCCUAGAAGGCGCGGUCAUUCAAAGUGGCGAAGAAAAAAAUUGUAACAUUAUGUUUAUUUUUAAUUUGUAAAAUAAAGUUAUAUUUGUACAAAAAAAAGUGUUGGGC